UCAUUUAUUUCAUUCCCUCUCAAAGUAGAAACUUCAAAAGAAAAAAAAAAAAACUGAUUCAUUCCUUUCUGGGAAAAUGUCAGGUCCCCAGUGCUUCGAGAACCCACCAACUAUUCCCACUGGAGCCGGAGAUGGGACGGUCGAUGACUUCGCCGGUCUUAAGACUUACAUCACUGGUCCUUCCGAUUCCCAGCUCGCCAUCCUCUUCAUAUCCGAUGCUUUCGGUUAUGAAGCGCCGAAUCUCAGGAAACUUGCAGAUAAAGUUGCGGCAGCUGGAUACUUAGUAGUAGUCCCCGAUUUCUUGUACGGUGACCCUGUCGACCUGAAUAAACCUGACUUUAGUGUAGAAGCAUGGCUAAAACUGCACAGCCCGGAUAAAGGAUGCGAAGAUGCGAAGCUAGUGAUCGCAGCUUUGAAAGCUAAAGGUGUUUGUGCGAUAGGUGUUGCUGGGUUUUGCUGGGGAGGGAUGGUGUUGGCGAAAUUGGCAAGUUCUGAUGACAUUCGAGCAGCGGUUAUUUUGCAUCCCGGAAAAAUUACCAAAGAUGAAAUUGAAGCUGUCAAGAUCCCGACUGCUAUCCUCGGGGCAGAGAACGAUCACAUUGUCCCGCCAGAAGAGCUCGAAAAAUUAGGAGAGAUUUUGUCAGCCAAAUCCGAGCUUGAGAGUUACGUCAAGAUUUUCCCUGGGGUCUCACACGGGUGGUCGGUGAGGUACAAGCUCGAGGAUGAAUCGGCUGUCAGGAGCGCAGAGGAGGCCCAUCUAGACAUGUUGGAUUGGUUCCAGAAGCAUGUGAAGUGAAAGCAAAGCACCGCUGCAAAAAUAAGGAAAAGGCGAUUGAUUCACGGACUGGUUUAUGUAACCUAAGACUAAGAGGAACUAUAUGAGGUCUAGGAUUUGAAAUUGAAGGUCAUCCUCUCAUGUUGUUGUACGAUUAUGGACUGCGACUUAAAAGUUUGAAGAUAAUAAGAUUUACCACCCGAUCGUCUGACCAGAAAAAGUACAUAAAAACUUGAGGUUUUGAUUGUA
Messenger RNA from Punica granatum (pomegranate), 1024 nucleotides. Lineage: Eukaryota; Viridiplantae; Streptophyta; Magnoliopsida; Myrtales; Lythraceae. The record is from RefSeq and is a predicted model, not a curated record.